UAAUUGCAAAUUCGCACUUUAAUUUAACCGAAAAAUGUCCCUACUUUUUCCAUUUGCGCAGUGAGCAGGUGAGCAUUUCCGGCGAUUCUCUCCGUUUUUCAGAUCUUGCACGAGGCGGGAAUAAUUAGAUAGGAAGACAAUGCAUCCUCAUUUAACGAUCCACAGGCAUCCAAUGUGUGCUGAAAUUAUCGAGCAGUUCCAGAAAUGCCAUACAGACCAUCCUUUUGGAAAGUUUUUUGGCGAAUGCACUGAUCUUAAACUUAAGCUCGAUAAAUGUUUUCGACAGGAGAAAGCCGUGAAGCGGAAGGCAAAUUUUGAAGAGAGCAAAAAAUUGAAAGAGAGAUUGAGAGCAUACAGGAAAGAAAGUUCUGAGAUGAGAGAGGAAGAAAUUUCUGCAUAGGUUAAAUCUUUAUUACCAAGGUAUCAGAGCUACGUAUAUCGAGGGCUUGUUGCUUGAAUAUACAGAUUGUAUUUAUGCAGUCCUUUUGUUUGCUCAAAUGUCUAAAUAACAUAAAUCGAACUUCAUAUGCCAUAGUCGCGACGGCCUUGAACCCAGUCGCUGUAAUAUAGUAUUAUUGGAGGGUUCGUUUUGUUAGAAUUCUCUAAAUAAUAAUACAAUUUCCUGGAUACGUCAGCAAAAAUUCUCGAAAUAGAAUUUGGUUAGAAAAGAUUGUUGUGAUCGUUUCUUAUACAUA
Erythranthe guttata (spotted monkey flower) is the source of this 695-nucleotide messenger RNA. RefSeq names its product Cytochrome c oxidase biogenesis protein Cmc1-like protein. Gene Ontology annotation, cellular component: mitochondrion. Lineage: Eukaryota; Viridiplantae; Streptophyta; Magnoliopsida; Lamiales; Phrymaceae. The record is from RefSeq and is a predicted model, not a curated record.